Molecule: messenger RNA, 932 nt
Organism: Phyllostomus discolor (pale spear-nosed bat)
Lineage: Eukaryota; Metazoa; Chordata; Mammalia; Chiroptera; Phyllostomidae
Gene: GID8
Product: GID complex subunit 8 homolog
Exons: 5
Coding region: 135-821 (228 amino acids)
Biological process (GO): positive regulation of canonical Wnt signaling pathway; proteasome-mediated ubiquitin-dependent protein catabolic process
Cellular component (GO): nucleus; cytoplasm
Molecular function (GO): protein binding
Source: RefSeq, a predicted model, not a curated record
GCUUCUGCCGCGGCUCUCGCCUCCGCUUCCCCCUGCCCGGCGCCUUCGCGCCCCCUCCCCGCCCGGCCCGGCCCCCCGAGCGGCCGCGGAGACUGCGCAGCGCGGGAGGCGGGCUCCGCACGGGGUGAGCCAGGAUGAGCUACACGGAGAAGCCCGACGAGAUCACCAAAGACGAGUGGAUGGAGAAGCUCAACAACUUGCACGUGCAGCGCGCGGACAUGAACCGCCUCAUCAUGAACUACCUGGUCACAGAGGGCUUCAAGGAGGCCGCAGAGAAGUUCCGGGUGGAGUCCGGGAUCGAGCCCAGCGUGGACCUGGACACCCUGGACGAGCGCAUCAAGAUCCGCGAGAUGAUCCUGAAGGGGCGGAUCCAGGAGGCCAUCGCCCUCAUCAACAGCCUGCACCCCGAGCUGCUGGACACCAACCGCUACCUGCACUUCCACCUGCAGCAGCAGCACCUGAUCGAGCUGAUCCGCCAGCGGGAGACGGAGGCGGCGCUGGAGUUCGCGCAGACGCAGCUGGCGGAGCAGGGGGAGGAGAGCCGGGAGUGCCUGACGGAGAUGGAGCGCACGCUGGCCCUGCUGGCCUUCGACAGCCCCGAGGACUCGCCCUUCGGGGACCUCCUGAACACCAUGCAGCGGCAGAAGGUGUGGAGCGAGGUCAACCAGGCCGUCCUGGACUACGAGAACCGCGAGUCGACGCCCAAGCUGGCGAAGCUGCUGAAGCUCCUCCUCUGGGCCCAGAACGAGCUGGACCAGAAGAAGGUGAAGUAUCCCAAGAUGACGGACCUCAGCAAAGGCGUCAUCGAGGAGCCUAAGUAGGCCUGCGCGCCCGGGGUGCCGCCCGGGCCGGGCCGGGGGGGCUUUCCUGCAGCAGAGACCCCUCACUUUCCGCUCCCCCGGCCCCUCCUCGACGGGAAGAAUGGCCCCCGG